This is a messenger RNA of Trichobilharzia szidati, 1710 nucleotides long. Lineage: Eukaryota; Metazoa; Platyhelminthes; Trematoda; Strigeidida; Schistosomatidae. The record is from the annotation of a GenBank genome assembly.
AUGUAUGGCAAAAACAAAUCUGUCGGUAUUCCCUCCGAUGCCCAGUCGAAAGAAAAAUUGGCUGUAUAUGUUUAUGAAUACCUUGUGCAUAUUGGUGCACAGAAGACUGCCAACUCUUUCCUUCAAGAGAUUCGAUGGGAUAAGUCAAUAAGUGUUGGUGAACCACCUGGAUUCUUACAUUCUUGGUGGAGCGUAUUUUGGGACCUUUAUAGCGCCGCCCCUGAAAGACGGGACACGCAUGACUAUUCUAGCGAAGCGAAAGCAUUCCACGAUUAUGGUUUUGUAAAUUCUGGUUACCCGAAUGGAUUACCACACCCUAAUCAUCCUGUAAUGUCUGGCCCUGCGGGUGUUAGCGGUCCUGGUGGUGCUGGGCCAGGCAUGCCUCCUCCUCUUGGGCCACCGGGUCCUGACCCAGUAUCAAUGAGACAAAGGCCUUCUGGACCACCUUUAAUGCCAGGUAGUGGCUUGCAGAAUGCUGGACCUGGGCUUCAAGGACCUUCUCCGCAUCACCCAUCGGUACGUUUUCAUCAGCCUGGAGCUGGCGGAUAUCCAGGGAUUCCUGUUGGUGGUGGUAUGAUGCCACCUCAUGCAAAUUUGCUACCGGGGUCUGGUCCGCCACAUCCCAUGCACGGAAAUCCUAUGAUGCCCCAUCAUCACCAUCCUUCUGGAGCAAUUGUAGGGCAUCCUCGCCCUAGAUGGAUCGGUCCGUCCAUUCCGCAACAACAAGCGGGUGGUCCUCCUUGCCCUCCUCAGCAAGGUGGAGGGCCACCUGUCUGUUCGGGAUCAGCGGGACCAAAUUCAGUCUCAUCAGCCGGACCUGGUAGUGUUGGUCCAGGUUCUUGCGGUGGUAGUGGGAUCGUUCCUAGUCCUGGUCAUCCCGGCACACCAACUCAACACGCUCCCCAUCUUGCUGCACCUAGUCCAAUCAACAAUCAGUCUAAUGAUCACCAACCACCUGGAAGUGGGAUGUCGAGUCAUCCGCAUCAUCCUACACCUCCGCAUUAUAUUGGGGGUCAACCACCACCACAACAGCAAACUCCACCAACCUCAAACUCUUGUAUCCCUCCAGAAUAUGCCACACGACCUUCACCGCAUCUCGUUUUUAGCGGUGGUGGGCCUGGUUCUACUCCUGAUAAUGGUAUGUUUGGUGCUGGUCCAGGUUGCAGUGACUCGGGAAUGCUUAAUGGUUCGGUAGGCCCUCCUCGAAGUAGUGGAAUGAUGCCGCCGCCUCCUCCAGACUAUUCUAGUGGCAUGCCGUCUUCUGCAUCAAAUCCAUACCCACCCGGUUCAGAUCUCAAAGCCUCACCACUACACGGUGGUCCUGGAAUGGGGUGUGAUAUGAUGAGUCCAGCAGGUGGUCCUCCCCCAUUAAUGCCAUCAGAUUAUCCUCCUGGUAACGGUCCAGGAGGCAAUGGACCUGGACAAGGUAACAGUGGUUUUCCUGGUGGCCCCGGGGACUCUGUGAUGAUGAUGCCUCCUCCACAACAACAAGGAAAUGUCUUGCAGCAACAACAUAUGGGUAGUGGACCUCAAGGCCAAGCUCCUCCACCUCCUCCUCAAUAUGUUCCUUCUGGUGCGCAGCACUCAGGGUCAAGUGGGGGUCCACCGUCCUCAAUGCAGUCAGUUUGUGGCGGUUCAAAUCCUAGUCCAGCUGGUGGUCCAGGAUCCGUGCAAUUUCCGCAAGAAUACUCGUUUAGUCAGAUGUCCUAA